CAAUCAUGGCAGGAGACAGACGAUGGGUCACCAUCGUCCAGGAGAUUGCCAUUGCGGCAGCCGCUCCCAUCAUGGCCUUCUUCAUCAUGCGAAACCUACUGGCGCGAAUGGACCCCGAAGCUGGUGCCAAAUCAGAGGCUGAGAAGAAGGCUUCAGCUGCCGCUUCUCGCUUCUCUCCCGACGACGACUGCGACGAAGACGAAUAUGACCAAAAGUUGGAAUGGGAGAAGCGCACAGCGAAUUUGACUCUGACACCUUACGAACAAACCAUUGCUAUGGAAGUCGUGUCGCCCUGGGAGAUUCCUGUCUCGUUCAAUGACAUCGGUGGUCUAGACGACAUUAUCGAAGAACUGCGCGAAGCCGUCAUCUACCCUCUCACCAUGCCCCACCUCUACUCUGCUACUAGUUCUCUUCUCUCUGCUCCCUCUGGUGUCCUCCUCUAUGGUCCUCCUGGUUGCGGAAAGACCAUGCUCGCAAAGGCCCUGGCUCACGAGAGCGGUGCCUGCUUCAUCAACCUGCACAUCUCUACCUUGACCGAAAAAUGGUACGGCGACAGCAACAAGCUCGUUUCCGCCGUCUUCAGUCUUGCCAGAAAACUACAACCUGCUAUCGUCUUUAUCGACGAGAUCGAUGCUGUCUUGGGUCAGAGACGCAGCGGCGAACAUGAGGCCAGCGGCAUGGUCAAGGCAGAAUUCAUGACACAAUGGGACGGUCUUACAUCUGCAAAUUCACUGGGCGAGUCUCAACGAAUCUGUGUAUUGGGAGCAACCAAUCGUAUUCAGGACAUCGAUGAAGCCAUUCUCCGCCGCCUUCCAAAGAAAUUCCCUGUCUCGCUUCCCUCGGCCUCUCAACGUCGUUCCAUCUUCUCUCUUACUCUCAAAAACACUCGUCUAUCCCCUCAAUUUGACCUUGAAACUUUGGUCAAGGUCAGCGCAGGCAUGUCUGGUAGCGACAUCAAGGAAGCUUGCAGAGACGCCGCUAUGGUUCCCGUCCGAGAAUAUAUCCGUGAAGCCAAGUCUCGCGGUGCAAACAUGAAGGGCGUCAAGGCCGAAGAUGUCAGAGGCUUACAUACCGACGACUUCUUCGGCAGGAAAGGUGGCGCAUUGCAAAUGAGGACGCAACCCGAAGUCGAUGAGUGGGAAGACUCUAGAGCCAGCCCAGAGACCGUGUCAGAAACUGAUGAUGACCCGCAAACUUCUGUGCCGGCA
Molecule: messenger RNA, 1208 nt
Organism: Aureobasidium musti
Lineage: Eukaryota; Fungi; Ascomycota; Dothideomycetes; Dothideales; Saccotheciaceae
Source: the annotation of a GenBank genome assembly